GAUAGUACCUGCUAUGGUAGAGUUUGCCUCAUAGCAUCCAAAGCCUGGUGCGGUUAUCCCCUUUCUCCGUCUUCGUGACCCGAGGGAGUUUUGGUGGCGCCCCAAGCACAGGCGGCCUGAGGCAGUGCCGAGAUCUGGUUUUGUUGUUUGUUUGAUGCAUCACAGAGGUUUACUGGCUCAAGACGGUAUUGAAAAUGCAUAUUAAAUCAAUCAUUCUCGAGGGAUUUAAAUCCUAUGCUCAGAGGACUGAAGUUAAUGGUUUUGACCCCCUCUUCAAUGCUAUCACUGGUUUAAAUGGUAGUGGUAAGUCCAACAUAUUGGACUCCAUCUGCUUUUUGCUGGGAAUCUCCAACCUGUCUCAGGUUCGGGCUUCUAAUUUACAAGAUUUAGUUUACAAAAAUGGGCAGGCUGGAAUUACCAAAGCCUCAGUGUCGAUCACCUUUGAUAAUUCUGACAAAAAACAAAGUCCUUUAGGAUUUGAAGUUCAUGAUGAAAUCACAGUAACAAGGCAGGUGGUUAUUGGUGGCAGAAAUAAAUAUUUAAUCAAUGGAGUGAAUGCAAACAACACCAGAGUACAGGAUCUCUUCUGUUCUGUUGGUUUGAAUGUUAAUAACCCUCACUUUCUCAUCAUGCAGGGUCGAAUUACAAAAGUAUUGAAUAUGAAGCCUCCUGAGAUUUUAUCUAUGAUUGAAGAAGCAGCUGGAACAAGAAUGUAUGAAUACAAAAAAAUAGCUGCCCAGAAAACUAUAGAAAAAAAGGAGGCUAAGCUGAAAGAAAUUAAGACGAUACUCGAAGAAGAGAUUACUCCAACCAUUCAAAAAUUAAAAGAGGAAAGAUCUUCCUAUUUGGAAUAUCAAAAAGUAAUAAGAGAAAUAGAACAUUUGAGUCGUUUAUACAUUGCUUAUCAGUUUUUACUGGCUGAAGAUACUAAAGAGCGCUCAGCUGAGGAGUUAAAAGAAAUGCAGGAUAAAGUUGUAAAACUUCAAGAAGCAUUGUCUGAAAAUGAUAAAAAAAUAAAUGCACUAAAUCAUGAAAUAGAAGAAUUGGAGAAAAGAAAAGAUAAGGAAGUUGGAGGUGUACUCCGAUCUUUAGAAGAUGCUCUUGCAGAGGCUCARCGGGUUAAUACUAAAUCUCAAAGUGCAUUUGACCUCAAGAAGAAAAAUCUGGCAAGUGAAGAAAACAAACACAAGGAGCUAGAAAAAAAUAUGAUUGAGGACUCUAAAACUUUAGCAGCAAAGGAAAAAGAAGUUAAGAAGAUAACAGAUGGGCUGCAUGACCUUCAAGAAGCAAGUAAAAAAGAUGCUGAAGCUUUGGCUGCUGCACAGCAACACUUCAAUGCUGUGUCUGCUGGCUUGUCCAGUAAUGAAGAUGGAGCAGAAGCAACUCUUGCUGGUCAAAUGAUGGCCUGUAAAAAUGAUAUAAGUAAAGCUCAGACAGAGGCCAAACAGGCCCAAAUGAAGUUGAAACAUGCCCAACAAGAAUUAAAGAAUAAACAAGCAGAAGUUAAGAAGAUGGAUAGUGGCUACAGGAAGGACCAAGAAGCUUUAGAAGCUGUAAAAAGACUUAAAGAAAAACUUGAAACUGAAAUGAAGAAGCUAAAUUAUGAAGAAAAUAAGGAGGAAAGGCUUUUGGAAAAGCGCAGGCAACUGUCUCGUGAUAUCAGUAGAUUGAAAGAAACAUAUGACGCUCUCUUGGCCAGAUUUCCCAAUCUUCGAUUUGCAUACAAGGAUCCAGAGAAGAACUGGAACAGAAAUUGUGUGAAAGGACUUGUAGCUUCUCUGAUUAGUGUUAAAGAUAGUUCUGCAACCACAGCUUUAGAACUGGUAGCUGGAGAACGACUCUACAAUGUUGUAGUGGAUACAGAGGUUACUGGUAAAAAGCUACUAGAAAAGGGAGAAUUGAAGCGAUGUUACACUAUAAUUCCACUCAAUAAAAUUACGGCCAGAUGUAUUGCUCCAGAAACUCUGAGGGUUGCUCAGAAUCUUGUUGGUCCUGAUAAUGUUCAUGUGGCUCUUUCCCUGGUUGACUACAAACCAGAACUUCAGAAAGCAAUGGAAUUUGUCUUUGGAACAACAUUAGUUUGUGACAGUAUGGAUAACGCCAAAAAAGUGGCCUUUGAUAAAAGGAUAAUGACUAGAACUGUAACUCUAGGAGGUGAUGUAUUUGAUCCUCAUGGAACAUUGAGUGGAGGUGCUCGAUCCCAGGCAGCUUCUAUUUUAACCAAGUUUCAAGAACUCAAAGAUGUUCAAGAUGAGCUGAGAAUUAAGGAGAGCGAGCUACAGGCUCUAGAGGAAGAAUUGGCGGGUCUUAAAAACACUGCUGAAAAGUAUCGCCAACUAAAACAACAGUGGGAGAUGAAAACAGAAGAGGCAGAUUUGUUACAAACCAAGCUUCAGCAAAGCUCAUAUCACAAACAACAAGAAGAAUUAGAUGCCCUUAAAAGAACAAUUGAGGAAAGUGAGGAGACCUUAAAAAACACCAAAGAAAUUCAAAAAAAAGCAGAAGAAAAAUAUGAAGUGUUGGAGAAUAAAAUGAAAAAUGCAGAAGCUGAAAGAGAGAGAGAACUAAAAGAUGCUCAGAAAAAACUGAAUUGUGCAAAAACAAAGGCAGAUGCAUCUAGUAAGAAAAUGAAAGAAAAACAACAGGAAGUUGAAGCUAUCACUUUGGAGCUAGAAGAGCUCAAGAGAGAGCAUGCAUCCUGUAAACAACAGCUUGAAGCUGUAAAUGAAGCUAUCAAAUCCUAUGAAGGUCAAAUUGAAUUAAUGGCAGCUGAGGUAUCUAAAAAUAAGGAGUCAGUAAAUAAAGCUCAAGAAGAGUUGACCAAGCAAAAAGAGGUGAUAACAGCUCAAGACCAAGUAAUUAAGCUAAAUAUGCAGAGGUGGCAAAACAUAAGGAGCAAAACAAUGAUUCACCUUAAAAUUAAGGAAUUAGACCAUAAUAUCAGCAAACAUAAAAGGGAAGCAGAAGAUGCUGCGGCAAAGGUAUCCAAAAUGUUGAAAGAUUAUGACUGGAUUAAUGCAGAGAAACACCUCUUUGGCCAACCUAAUAGUGCCUAUGAUUUCAAAACUAAUAACCCCAAAGAAGCUGGUCAGAGACUUCAGAAGUUGCAAGAAAUGAAGGAAAAACUAGGAAGAAAUGUCAAUAUGAGAGCUAUGAAUGUACUGACAGAAGCUGAAGAGCGAUAUAAUGACUUGAUGAAGAAGAAGAGAAUUGUAGAAAAUGACAAAUCCAAAAUCCUUGCAACUAUAGAAGACCUUGACCAAAAGAAAAACCAAGCUCUAAAUAUUGCCUGGCAAAAGGUAAACAAAGACUUUGGGUCUAUUUUUUCUACUCUUUUGCCUGGUGCAAAUGCUAUGCUUGCACCACCAGAGGGACAAACUGUUUUGGAUGGUCUCGAGUUCAAGGUUGCUUUAGGAAAUACCUGGAAAGAAAACCUAACUGAGCUUAGUGGUGGUCAGAGGUCUUUAGUCGCUUUAUCAUUAAUAUUGUCUAUGCUCCUCUUCAAACCYGCUCCAAUUUAUAUCUUGGAUGAGGUAGAUGCAGCCUUGGAUCUUUCUCAUACCCAGAAUAUUGGACAGAUGCUCCGUACUCAUUUCACGCAUUCUCAGUUCAUUGUAGUGUCCCUAAAAGAAGGUAUGUUCAACAAUGCAAAUGUUCUUUUCAAAACCAAGUUUGUGGAUGGUGUUUCUACAGUAGCCAGAUUUACUCAAAGUCAAAAUGGAAGGAUUCCCAAGGAAACAAAAUCCAAAGCAAAAGGACCCAAAUGAGCAUAUGAUGGAAGUUUAAAAUGCAAACCUGCACCUUGA
Molecule: messenger RNA, 3806 nt
Organism: Urocitellus parryii (Arctic ground squirrel)
Lineage: Eukaryota; Metazoa; Chordata; Mammalia; Rodentia; Sciuridae
Gene: Smc2
Product: structural maintenance of chromosomes 2
Biological process (GO): chromosome organization
Cellular component (GO): chromosome
Molecular function (GO): ATP binding; protein binding; ATP hydrolysis activity
Source: RefSeq, a predicted model, not a curated record